AUGGCUCUGAAUCAAGCCCCCUUGCCAGCAAACUCCCUAAAGAGCUCAAUUCCCAUCUCAACAUUCGUGAUGUCCUAUUUUCAUCCCAGACAAGUCCGAGUUGGCACGGUAAAAGACCAACCAGAUCAACAUAUUCCCAUGAAUGUUGUGAAGCCUACGAACCCUCUUUGCAUACUUGAUAUAUGCCCUGUCUACAGCGCUCUACUGCAAGGGAGAGAAGAGAUAAAUAAAAUAGAAAUGUCUGAGCAGCAGGUGACUCCCACGACCACUAACCCGAAUCUCUCCCGAAGAAUCAAUCCAGGCAGAGAGAUCGAGAAGCCUUAA
Messenger RNA from Monascus purpureus, 324 nucleotides. NCBI's taxonomy places the organism in Eukaryota, Fungi, Ascomycota, Eurotiomycetes, Eurotiales, Aspergillaceae. The record is from the annotation of a GenBank genome assembly.